Molecule: messenger RNA, 1528 nt
Organism: Nematostella vectensis (starlet sea anemone)
Lineage: Eukaryota; Metazoa; Cnidaria; Anthozoa; Actiniaria; Edwardsiidae
Product: exosome complex component RRP42
Exons: 7
Coding region: 25-894 (289 amino acids)
Biological process (GO): U4 snRNA 3'-end processing; U1 snRNA 3'-end processing; exonucleolytic trimming to generate mature 3'-end of 5.8S rRNA from tricistronic rRNA transcript (SSU-rRNA, 5.8S rRNA, LSU-rRNA)
Cellular component (GO): nuclear exosome (RNase complex); cytoplasmic exosome (RNase complex)
Source: RefSeq, a predicted model, not a curated record
CACAAUCUAUAGUAGUUAUUCAAAAUGGCGGACGCACAACUCUCUGUUUACGAGAGAGAGUUCAUUAUCAGCGGCGCGGAGCAAGAUUACCGCUCGGAUGGUAGAAGCUGUGAAGAUUAUCGGUAUUUUGAAGUAGAAACUGGUAUAGUGUCAAACACUAGUGGGUCUGCACGACUUCGAUUGUCUGAUACAGAUAUAUUAGUCGGAGUCAAAGCGGAGAUAGGUGAACCAAACCUCUUGACACCAGGAUGUGGUCGGGUUGAGUUUUUUGUUGACUGUUCAUCGAAUGCUUCAGUGGAGUUUAAUGGACGAUCAGGUGAUGAUCUUGCAGCUGACUUGAUGCGCAGUUUGGACCGAACUUACUCAAAUAAAUCGGCCAUUGAUCUGUCAUCAUUGUCAAUCAUCCAUGGACAACAGUGUUGGGUCUUGUAUGUUGAUACUCUGGUCUUAGAAUGUGGAGGAAAUUUGUAUGAUGCCCUUUCACUAGCCGUGAAAGCAGCUCUUUAUAAUACCAGAAUUCCCAAUGUGACAGUCUCCAGUGAUGGUGGGGAAGUUGAACUUGAGAUAUCUGAUGACCCAUAUGAUUGCCAUCAGCUCCCCCCUGACCAAAUGCCAAUCAUUAUUACACUGUCUAAGAUUGGAGGUCGUCACGUGGUCGACGCUAGUCAAUCAGAAGAGCUCUGUAGCGACUGUCAUCUUCUUGUUGCGGUUAACUCAUGCGGGAAUGUAUGCGGUCAGCAGAAGAUUGGCUGCGGUGGACUGGAACCGGACACAAUAUGCGAGAUGCUAGAGACAGCUCGGUCGGUUGGCAAAAGAGUGAACAACGCUCUGAUUCGAGUUCUGAAGGAAGGGGAGGCCGUUGUGGACACAGAGAAAGUAGGAUUUCUUAGAUAGACGACAGCUUCACAAAGAGAAAAUGAACUUCCCCAGAACAAGAGGUGAAGCCAGUAAAUGUGGGGAUCGUAACUUCCUCAGAACAAGCUAAAUGCAGAGAAAGUAACGUUUCUUAGAUAGACGACAAUGACCGGAGACGAAUACAGGGUUGGGUUCCUCAGACAGGCAACAGUUGAAUACACGAAAGUAUGCAUCAACCAGCGCGUCUACUCUCGGUUGCCCACAAGACAGAGGAAAUGUUGACAAGCUCAUUCCUAACACCGUCUUCAAGUACUGCCAGCCUUGCUGAGCCAGCGUCUUAACAGCUUCUUGCUGACUCUGUUUAAAAGUCUUGUUCGCAAAAGGCUAGGAUUCUUGCGUAAUUGUCAAAAGACAAGACGACAGUUGAAUAAAAAGUGAUGCUUCUUAACGUUGAAGACGUACUUUACUGCUGAAACACAAAGAUGGGAGCUACAGGCCUUUUACAUUUGACUGGAGUUAACACAUGAAUAAUCUCUUUUCCCUCAGUAUAACGAACAAUUUCUUUCCUUCAGCCCGGCCAAAAAUUACACUAAAAAGUAUAGAGCAGGACUUCAAUAUAACGAACACAUUUCCCCAGUCCCUAGACACUUCAUUAAAUCGAGGUUCUACUGUA